CUUCCGCUUAUUGUGCCCAGUCCGGCUCCGGAGUCCCCAAGAACAAGAAGAGGAACAAGGAGGAGGAGAACACAUCGAUCCAUACGAACGCCGCGACCGAGACGAUCGAGAGAUAAAAUGGCGUCGGCCUGCUUCCUCGCCCGCUGCGUCUCCGUCCCCGCGCGCCUCCUGGCCAACCCCACGCCCCUCGCCAUCACCACCUGCAGGCUGCGGCGGCACGGCGCCGCGGGAGCGAGGCCGGUGCGCGCCGCCGGGAGGAUGCUCGGCUCCGUCAGAUACGGCACGGGGGCGGCGUUGGGCCCCAAGGAAGCGGGUGCGGAGGUGGCCGCCGUGCCGCCGUCGGUGCCGGUGCGCGUCGCCUACGAGCUGCAGCUGGCCGGCCACCGCUACCUCGACGUCAGAACGGAGGGCGAGUUCGGCGGCGGGCAUCCAGCAGGAGCGGUGAACGUCCCCUACAUGCACAGCACCGGCUCAGGGAUGGCGAAAAACUCGUGCUUUCUUAAGCAAGUAUCCGCGAUAUUCAGGAGGGAGGACGAGAUCAUCAUCGGAUGCCAAAGUGGCAGGAGGUCUCUCAUGGCCGCAGCCGAACUCUGCUCCGCUGGUUUCACUGGCGUGACCGACAUCGCCGGAGGGUUUUCUGCUUGGAAGGAGAACGAGCUGCCGAUCAACCAGUGAUGUCGUCGACUUCUCUGAAUGUUUCAGGAACAUUAUAAUCUGUCUUUAGGCUGCUCUGCUCCAAGGUUGUAACCGCUAUGGUCGUCUUGAUCUCGGAUUCAAGACACCAUGAAUAGUGCACUGAAUAAAUUAAUGUAGCUUGCCAUUUAUGUAUACGAUAUGUGCAAAAUGUUCGAACAACAAGACAUUAUGAGCCUGUUCAAUAUUCCUUUCGACGCCUUCUAUAAA
Triticum urartu is the source of this 903-nucleotide messenger RNA. Its product is annotated as thiosulfate sulfurtransferase 16, chloroplastic. Lineage: Eukaryota; Viridiplantae; Streptophyta; Magnoliopsida; Poales; Poaceae. The record is from RefSeq and is a predicted model, not a curated record.